AUGGAUGAGGUGCCUGUUAGUCCUGUACAAAGAAAGCGGAAAAAAUUUCGCCGAAAAUUAAGUUGCACUUUAGGAAGAACAUCAAAAACACCGGGAGACUUAAGCAAUACAGAAGAAUCUUUUCAACAAUCGGUGCACUGUUCAUCAAUUCAGAGACCUGUCCAAGAUGAUAAUGGGGAGCGGAAGCAGCCGUCAUUUUACUUCGAUGAUUGUAGUGAAAAUAUCGAAACAGUUACUGCAAACCCACUCGCAUCUGCUAUCCUGUUAGAAAAGGCUAGUGUCGUAGCGAUACCAAGUAAGGUACCAUCGGAAGAUUUCAUUUUUAACUCCAAUCAAGAUUUUAUCACCGUGGGUGAGUUAGCUAAACGGACUGGGGCUGACCGUUGCAUCGAAUCAGCACCGGGCGAAGCUAGUCAGAAUGUCGUUUCCAAUCCAGUUAGCUACAACUUUACACAGUUCGAAGUGGACACACAAUUGUUGGGGAUAUUCGACGCAGCUGCCCAAUUAUCUGCUUGUGAUUCAAACUCGUCCUGUGAUCGCACUCUAGUGCAAGCAAUAUUGGAUGAUUUUCGCUUAGAAGAUGCAGAAACAUGCUCCAUGGAGGUGGAUUUCUCUAUUAUCAAAACGGAGGGGCUACGUCGACGGUUGAUCCAAAUGCAACAUUUAAUCAACAGUCCACCGAAAACCGUGAAGCGACAGAAAGACUGCCGUCAGUAUGGCAAUGUAAAAAGAAACCCGAAACAAUCGAUAGCACGUCGGUUGUCGUAUGACACGGAUUCAAAUUCAUCGGCCGUUGGGCAACCAGCAUCUGACGACGAGACCACAUCCCCAACGGAAGGGAUCGCAAAUAACGAAAGUGACGACGAAACUUCGAUGGAUUGCGUCGCUCUAAACACAAGCGUUUACAUUCAGGCUAAUCUGACGCAGCUUUCUGCCUUUUUCUCGCAAUCUCCAACUGCUUUGAAUGACUCGAGCGAAGAGAAAAAGGGAAAUGAAGUCAAUUCGCAAAGUAUCGACCAAGAACCGUCGUUUCACGGGUUCGCGUCUCCUAUUUCGUUGGCGUCCGAGGUAGAGCAUUCUCCCAAAACAGAACGGAUGUAUUUUUACACGUUUGAUGAAUCCGACGGCGAGAAUAGAUGUCAUUCAUCAGACGACGAGACAUCACCACCGAUGGCUGAGCCUGUGGUGAUGGAGCACCUACUAGAAGACGAUGAAGAUCUGCUCAUGCUGGCUCAGCAUGUGGAAGAGAAGGCACGCGAUUCAUUACGAAAACCUGUCGAAAGAAUGCAUCGUUCUUACAGCACUGCUCUUGGUUCGUCGGUUAAUACAUCCGGAAUGACGCGUUCGGUAGCUGUUGCGGAACAAUUCGAGAUCAUGACCGAAAAAAAGGUAGAGUUCUUGAAUCUACAUCCAUUUGCAGGAGGUUUCAGCACGGCUAGGGGAAAAUCGAUUGCUGUAUCAGAAAAAGCCCUCGCAAGAGCUCAGAAUAUGUUGGCGGAAGAAGAAGAAAAGAUUCGUGAAGAAAACACGUUUGGGAACUUUAUUGUCGGAAAAGAUCAACCAUUUACUGGAGGUUUUAGUACUGCCAGGGGAUCGUCUAUUGCAAUAUCAGCGAAGGCUUUAGCAAAAGCUAAGCAAAUGUUAUCGGAGGAAGAAGCAAAGCUUGAAAAGGAAAGUGGAAUGAUAUCAAAUAGUCAUUUAAUGGAAGGUACACGUUGUACAUACAAUGCCGUAACGCCAUCGGUUCGGAAGGAUGCGUGGAUCGAAAACAAGAGAAACGACGGAACUGAAACUUCUUUCAGUGGAAACAAAUCCAUCACGGUUGACGCACCCAUCACCGCACAAAAGCCGUUUGAUGAGGAAGAAACUAAAGAAAAUAUCAGCAACAUUGUUCCUAUCAACACUGUUAGAGGUUUCAGCACGGCUAGGGGAAAAUCAAUUGCUGUAUCAGCAAAAGCCCUCGAAAGAGCUCAGAAUAUGUUAGCGGAAGAAGAAGAAAAAAUUCGCACCAAAAAUGAAGAUCAACCAUUUACGGGAGGUUUUAGUACUGCCAGGGGAUCGUCGAUUGCAAUAUCAGCCAAGGCUUUGGAAAAAGCUAAGCAAAUUUUAUCGGAGGAAGAAGCAAAGUUUGAAAAGGAAAAUGAUCGGUUUUUGAAAGAGUGCGAAACCCUUCGUAAACGCAAAAUUUCAUUCUCACAAGACGAACUUGUGGUGACGCCGACAAAAAAACUUCGCACGCAUCUACAGCUGUCGGAGAUGGCUUUGCAAUCCAGCACACCGUCUGCGGUUAAAGUCGAGAUCAAGGAAGAAGUUUCGUCCGAUGUAACAACAUCCAAGCCAGCAACUACGUGUGCUGUCGAGGAGUUUUUUGCUCAGCUGGACGAUCACGAGUUUCAGGAACUUUUCAGCGAUCACCGGCCGCAAAAUGUUACCGAGGUAGGAAAGAAGCAAAAUAAGCUGCUCGAAAAGUUUGAGCAAUGCUCCGACGCGCCGCCUGUAAAACCGGCCUUCAAAUCAUCGGAUUUUGACGAUAGUUUUUCGGAGAUUUCAACGAACGUUUCAAUGGCUGAAGCGCAGCAUCCGCAUGUGCCAGAUGAAGUGCAAAUCAAAAGGAUCCAGGAGUUGGAAAAACAACGUCAAUUGAUCGAAUCGAAACCCGAAGAAGCUUGCAGACCGCGGGUGUGCGAUUUUACCUGCAGAAAGCAACAGAAGAAUCGAAACGAUUUGCAGAAGACCCUCGGUGGAAAACCACCGAAAUUAGCACAAACAUCUAACUCGUCGAUGGGUAUAACACAAACAAAUGUUAUGCAGUUCCGUUUCCGCAUGGCGGACUACUAUGGGGAAUCGUUUUGCCAAACCAACACGUCGGGUAUUUCAAUCGGACUGGAUGGCGUCGACGGUUGCUUGAUAAUGGACAGAAACUCAACUGUCGGUGUGGAGGAGAUGAAGAUCGGAUUCCUUGCCUCACCCGGUGUCGAUCCACGGCUCGUGCCACCAGGAUGGAUCGAAAAUGCCUGGCGUUGGAUCGUCAUCAAACUGAGCGCGUACGAGCGUAAUUGUCGUGAGCACUUAAGCGGCUCACUGACACCGGAAAACGUGCUCGCACAGCUGCAUCACAGGUACCACGUGGAAAUUGAUGCCGCACGUCGCCCGGCCAUGAGAAAGAUACUGGAAAAGGAUGACGUUCCCAGUCGGCGAAUGGUGCUGUUUGUUUCAAAUAUUUACCACGGCAAUGGCCCGAUCGGUACGGAACUGGAGCUAUCCGACGGAUGGUACAGCUUGCGCACGGUAAUCGAUGUCCCGCUUGCAUCGGCCGUUCGAUCGGGUAAAAUUUUCAUCGGCAUGAAGCUGAUGGUUCAGGGUGCGGAGCUGCUGAAUCAUAACGACGCAUGUGGCCCGCUUGAAGUGCCACCGGACGUGCGGUUGAAGAUCACGGCCAAUUCCAGCCGGCGUGCUCGGUGGUACGCUAAACUGGGCUACUGUCGACAUCCGAUGCCGGUUCCGUUUGCGUGCAACAGUAUCCUCGCUGAGGGUGGAUUGAUUGUGCUUUUCCGAGCGAUCGUGAUCCGGUCGUACCCCAUGUUGUACCUUGAAUCCUUCGCGGACAAGGCACAGAAAUCGAUCAUGCGUUCCGAGCGACUGCAAUUAAGGUACAGCCGGAAAAGCGACGCUAGCCAGCUGGAAAAAUUGCACAAGCUGUACAAUCAGGUACAGCACGAUAUCGAAAAAGAACGAGCGGCUGAGAGGUUGACCAGAAACAUGCGAGUGACGACAAGUACCACAUCCGAAGAGUUGCAGGAGUACCUUGAGAAUGGUUUGGAUCUAUCCUUUGUCGACAUCGAUCUCACUCCAACGCAGCAGCACGUUAUCGAACGCUUCCAGCAACAACGGCAACAAGAGCUCGAACGUGAAAUCAAUCGCCGCGUAAAGGCUCUGCUAGAGAAGGACGCCAUUCGACCAAAAGUAUCGUCCUUGCUGAAAGUACGACUGAUCGAUUCCGUGCAGCCAGAACGAUCAUAUUUGCUUUCCAUUUGGCGCCCGUCCGAGGAAGUGUGCAGUGUGCUGCAAGAGGAAGCCUUCAUCGAGUUUGGCAAUGUCGCUGCCACCGGCAUGAAAACGGACGACGCCAUACAACUGACGGCAAAUGGUGACAACUGUACGUACAAAAGGCUAACACGUGGCCCCGAAUCUGUCCCUCCACAAGUGCCAUUUGCUCGCACCAUCACUUCGAUCGAUGCGAUCGAUCCAGCGAGCUUUCGGCCUGCCUUUGGGGAGUUCGAUACGAUCGGGGUCGUUGUGCAGAUCGUCACGAACGAGUCGGCCACCGGUCAAUCGGUGUACCUUGCCGAUACGGCAAUGAAUUUGCUGUGCGUACGUUUUAACCCCAACCUGGCGGGGUUCGCAUACGACGACGUCGUUCAGGAGCAAGCGGUACUGUACGUGACAAAUCUUCAGUGGCGCACACGUAGCUGCCAUACACUCGGAGUUCCGCACUGCUUUGCUACCUAUUUCACGACGUGCGUGGUAAAACCGGUACACGGUCGCGCACGCUCCGAAUGGGACCGCUUCCAGGUGCAGCUUGAGGCUAUAGACCGGGAGGAUUUCUUCCGGCGCUGUCAGGAGAAGGUAGGUGAUCUACCGAACACGAGCGGUGUGUCCUCAGCCGGCAACAUCACCCCGAAUGCGUCGGGAAGCGGGACACCGUUCCGACAGCAAACGUUAGUCGUUGGUUUGCAACACUCAACUCCGAUCGGGACGGGCGUCAGUGCAAUGAAACGGAAGAUAAACCGGCUUGCGUCGAUGUACGGAAGCCCACCGAAGCUGUCCCCCAUCGCGGUACGUCGCAAUCCGGUCCUCACCAAAGGGUUCAAAACUCCGGGCAGACUGGAGGAUCAAACCUGACGCGAACCUGAGUUGAACCAGGAGUGCAGCAAAAAAAAAAGACCGUGUGUCUCUGGUAAGUGAACCGAAGCGAAGGUGGCUGUUACGUUUUAAUUCUUGUUAAAGUCGAAUGUUUAAUCUGUUGAAAUAUAACACAUGUUUUCCGUCCA
Molecule: messenger RNA, 5051 nt
Organism: Anopheles nili
Lineage: Eukaryota; Metazoa; Arthropoda; Insecta; Diptera; Culicidae
Product: breast cancer type 2 susceptibility protein homolog
Exons: 9
Coding region: 1-4902 (1633 amino acids)
Biological process (GO): double-strand break repair via homologous recombination; regulation of DNA-templated transcription
Source: RefSeq, a predicted model, not a curated record